This is a messenger RNA of Lolium rigidum, 956 nucleotides long. RefSeq names its product vesicle-associated membrane protein 721-like. The record is from RefSeq and is a predicted model, not a curated record. The transcript is spliced from 5 exons. Gene Ontology annotation, cellular component: membrane. The coding region runs from base 180 to 845 and encodes 221 amino acids. NCBI's taxonomy places the organism in Eukaryota, Viridiplantae, Streptophyta, Magnoliopsida, Poales, Poaceae. Gene Ontology annotation, biological process: vesicle-mediated transport.
CCGACCUUUCCCCCUUCCCCUCGCUCCCCACCCAGCCUCGCCGAGAUCUACCCACCCCUAGGGCGCCGCGCCCCGACCACCGGCGGCGAGGACCCGUACCAGCACCGGCGGGCGAGCUCGGACCUCCACGCGGCAGGGCUGAUCGACGGGAGCCGCAGGAAGGAAGGAAGGAAGCAGCCAUGGGGCAGCAGUCGCUGAUCUACGCGUUCGUGGCCCGCGGCACCGUCGUCCUCGCCGAGUACACCGAGUUCACCGGCAACUUCACCACCAUCGCGUCCCAGUGCCUCGUCAAGCUCCCCGCCAGCAACAACAAGUUCACCUACAACUGCGACGGCCACACCUUCAACUACCUCGUCGAGGACGGAUUCACAUACUGUGUAGUUGCUGUUGAAUCAGUAGGGCAACAGAUGCCCAUUGCUUUCUUGGUUAGGAUAAAGGACGAUUUCAGCAAAAGAUAUGGUGGUGGGAAAGCAGCUACUGCUGCAGCAAGCAGCCUCAACAGAGAGUUUGGGUCCAAACUUAAAGAACACAUGCAGUACUGUGUAGACCACCCUGAAGAGAUAAACAAGCUCGCUAAAGUGCAAGCACAAGUUUCAGAAGUCAAAAACGUUAUGAUGGAAAAUAUUGAGAAGGUUCUUGAUCGUGGAGAGAAGAUUGAGCUGCUUGUUGACAAGACAGAGAAUCUCCGCUCACAGGCUCAAGAUUUCAGGCAGCAAGGAACACAGGUAAGGAGAAAGAUGUGGCUACAAAACAUGAAGAUCAAGCUGAUUGUCCUUGGCAUAAUCAUCGCCCUCAUCCUUAUCAUCAUCCUGUCGGUGUGCCAUGGAUUCAAGUGCAACAAGUAAGGGUGGCGAGAUUGUCCGUCCAACUCAUUCAACUGUCACUAUAUUACUCUGCUGCUGCUGCUUCGAGCAAAAAACCAUAUGGUGUUUUGUUCUUUCUUCUCUUAGUGUGCU